This is a messenger RNA of Mobula hypostoma (lesser devil ray), 3981 nucleotides long. RefSeq lists its product as uncharacterized. The transcript has 4 exons. Lineage: Eukaryota; Metazoa; Chordata; Chondrichthyes; Myliobatiformes; Myliobatidae. The record is from RefSeq and is a predicted model, not a curated record. Bases 214 to 933 code for a protein of 239 amino acids.
CGCAGGCGACUGGUGUGCGAGUACAGGAGCGGGCCUCUCGGUCAAGCACGCCCGUACUGCAAAGGCGGGUCUGGACUGGAGGGGGCGCGGCGACGCGCUGACUGCCAACACCGAAGCCCAGGGAGUCACUGUGAGCGUGGGCAGCACGGAGCGAGGCGGUGAUACUGGCUCAACAUCUCUAAAUGCUCAAGACCAGACCUCGGCUGCGAAAUAAUGGCACGGCAAGUGACAGGAAUCGUCUGUGUUUGUCUCUGCAUUGCCCUGGCUUCGGCACGCAGCUCAACUACCACGACUGUGACCACAGCACCAGAGACUAUUACGCCUGAGGUGACGGAAGCAACAACAUUCAUCACCACACAGACGCCAACAACCAGCUCAACAGAAACGACCACAGUCGCACCAACGACGAACUCAACAGAAACGACGAACUCAACAGAAACGACGAACUCAACAGAAACGACCAACUCAACAGAAUCGACCAACUCAACAGAAACGACCAACUCAACAGAAACACCCACAGUCUCGUCAACAUCCAACUCGACAGAAACAACAGUGGAGAGGUCAACAAGCAAUGUAACACAGGAGGCCAAUUCAACACCUAUUUCCAGUGCACCACAAAAUACAACCACAGCUAUGACGCUGUCGAGCACAGCCACAGUCAGCCAGUCCAUCGCUGUAACGACAGCUGUGUUUUUGACGGAGAACUCUGCAACCACAACAAUGAAUGGCACAGUUUUGACUCCAAAAAGGCAACAACUAGACACGGGGCUGAUUGUUAUUAUUGUAAUUCUGGUGUUAAUUUUUCUUGUUGCGGUCCUCAUCACUGCUGUGAAAUACUCACAACAUGGAAAGCCCGAAUUUAAACGUCUCCAAGAAAUGCCAAUGAAUAGCUUAAAUGAAGAAGUGCCUUUCGCUCAGUAUCCACCCAAAUAAUCCUGAAACCUGUCUGUGCUGCCUGAAAAUGUUCUGGAAAUGACACAAAGCUCGACUGACACUUACUCACCAUCUCCUUCUCCUGUUUGUCUCUCCCUCAUUCUCUUCCCAUUUGAACCAUUAUUGCUUAGUAACCAUUUAACACAGAGAGUUAACCUCAUCUAACGUAACCUUUGUCAUAAAGCUUGCUCUGCUUUUGGUUUUGGCACUCUACAAUGGAAAUGAUAAUAUGAGGCUUCUAAUUUUGAAUGCAAGAUCACCACCACUGUGUGAACUCAACACUAUUCACAGGUAUCCAUUUUUCCCCCGGUGUUUGAUGUUGCAAAAGGAAUUUGGGUCCUGAGCCAUAAUAGGUUAAGGUUUGAAACUAAAUCUUUUCUCUUUGAACAGACUGUAUAUUUUUAUGGGAUUUCUACCUCUGUAGCAGUUCAUUUGAUUUUGUGACUUUCCUGAUAACGUGUUGGUGACUCAGAUAAGGAUUUGCAAUAAGAUAUGAACUUUUAUCUCCAUUCCCCUCCCCCCCACCACAAUAAGUGGAGCCAAAAAAAGCUUAACAGUGGGUGGGGCGUUGCUAGGUCAUUUUGAAGGAAAUAUAAUACUGUUUACAAAAAGCAAAACAAUAAUGUCUAAUUGCCACCAAUUUCGAUGAGGUUAAUGGCCCAGUCGGUUUGCAUUGUAGUAAUGGCAUAACAUAAGCAGCAGGGGAAAAGGGCAGGACUGAAAUAAAGAUCACUCUCGCUACAAUUAACUGCAACCUUUUUUGUCUGACUCUACAACAGCAAGGCAAACCAGGAGUAUCUCUAGACCACAUUGAGGCAGAAAAGGAAUUUUGGGACAUGAGAAAGUUUAGACAAAGGGAAUAGAUUUUCAAUAUUCUUCUGAAGGAAGGGAUGGAGGAUAGCAAUGUUUGUGGAGGGAACUCUGGAGCCUGCGAUCUUAAUCGUAGAAAGCAUAGCUGCCAAUACAGAAUUAAAUUCAAGGAUGAUCAAGUUGCCAGAGAAUGAGAAGAGAAAAAAAGAUCUCAGGGGUUAUGGAGAUAAGGAUGGGGAACAUGGAGGGAUAUGAAAUCAAGGAGAAUUUUAUAAACGUUGGUGAGAUAUGGGUUGAAAGAUGAGGUAGAACUGGUGUGCAUUAAAGUUCAAAGUAAGUUUAUUAUCUAAGUACAUAUAUGUCACUACAUGUGGUGACUACCCUGAAAUUCAUUUUGUUGCCAGCAUUCACAGCAUAUACAAAGAAACAACAGAAUCAAUGAAAAACUGCACACAAAGACCAAGAAACAGCCAAUGUGCAAAAUAUAGCAAACUGUGCAAAUACAGAAAGAAAAAGAAUAUAAUAGAUAAGUAAUAAAUAAUAUUGUGAACAGAGUUGUAGAGUCCUUGAAAAUGAGUCCAUAGCUUGUGGAAUUCCACUCAGUUUUGGGGUGAGUGAGGUUAUCCAUUAGUGUGUGAAUGACCAGAAGUACAUUAGAAAAGGCAGGAAUUGUGUAGAUACACUACUGAAUGAGCCAGUAUUGCUUCCAAUAUCAGUAUCCACAACAGAUUCUCCGUUACACAUUCAACCUCCCAACCUUGUACAUCCCGUUAACUUUGGGUGUCGUAAUGUAGAAUCUCAGAUCUGGUCAUGUCACACUGGACUUCAGUGUGCCACUCUCAGGAGAUCUCCCCAUGGUGACUGUCCUGAUGAUGGCAGUGAUUCGAUAAAGAGCACACUGAUCGCUAACUUUGAAGGUUAUGGGUUCAAAUCCCAUUCUGGGUACGGACCACCACUAGAGAACCAUACACUGUUGAAAGUGCUGAAUUCUGCUUGCUCUCUUAGGCAGAAGCUAUUGAAGAAAAUCAGGGGAGCUCCCCCGCCCCCCCCCCCCCCAGUACCCUGGCCCAUAUUUAUCCCUCGGUCAACUUCAUUUAGAAAUUAAUCCUUGGUUGGUUGUUCUAAACGUGGCAGAAAAACGCAUAUUUUGUUCUGCUCCUGAAAUUUAGUCAGUGGGUGGUAUGAUAGAAAAAGGAAAGAUUAGCUGCAUUUGUCACAUCAACAUCGAAGCAGACAACAAAAUGCAUCAUUUGUGUCAAGUCGUAUUAGCGAAGAUUGUGCUGGGAGAUAGCCUGUUAAGUGUCACUGUGCUUCCAAUGCCAACAUGGCAUACUCCUACUUACUAACCCUAAACUGUACAUCUCUAGAACAUCCAGAAGAAACCCAUACAGUCACGGGGAAUGUACAAGCUCUUUACAGACUACUGUGGGAAUCGAACUGGGUCAGUGUUCUGUAAAAUGAUUGCACUAGUUUCUGCACCACCCUGUGAUAGUGCAUCUGUUGGUGUUCCAGGGAGUUGGCUUUGAUCCUGAUUUCUGGUCAGAUCCUAUCUCCGUGGGUUUGCACAUGCCCCGAAUGCAUGGGAUUCCCCCCACGAUACUCUGAUUUCCAUCCAUGUCUCACAGGUCAAUUACCAUUAGUGUCGGUGUGUGGCGGGAGAGGAGAACCAGGGUGGAGCUGGUGGGUACCUGAGAGAGGAUAGGUUACAUAGGAACCAGUGGGGUGAAUGAGGUUGAUGUGAUUGCGCUGGCAGCUGGCAUAGAUCAAUGGGCUGAAUGACCUUCUUCCAAAUCAUAGAAAGCAUGAGAAAUAUCACAAAGCAUAUUUAGUGCAACUGACUUGGGGGUGAAUUUCUAGGCAGUUAAAUGCUCCUAACCAUGCUGCUGAAAUUGGGGAUUUUCUUAUACAAAUAGUUUGUUACAUUUUCACCACCAGUAAACACAUUUCCAAAGGGGGUAGAAAAGAACUGUGGGAUAUCCUGUAGGAGUUUGAAAUGCUCCCUAGUAAUGCUGGCUUGUUGAGAGGACAGUCAGACAGCGGUGGGACACUGGUACUGAGAAUCACUUUCGUCUUAUUGUUAGCAGGAGGUGGAGAUGAUCUGAAUACCCUGAGGUACAAAGAUGAGUUCUGACUAACCCUGGGUUGUGAGGGGCAAUUCUUCCAUCUCCAUGUUGGAAGAAUUUUAUUGAUUGUGAUUAUAAAUUUGACAAGUAUGAAUCAUUAAUAAAUAUUGCCUUA